CAACCUAAGGGGAAUGAAUGAUGUUGGGGCCCCUUAGGGGCCUCCAAUCUUGGAGUUUGAACUCCCCUUUCUCUGUGGGUCUAAGCUGACUUCCUUCUGCUUUGGAAUUGUGCUAACACUGACCCUUUAGUGAUUUUGCCUUUGUUGUUUUUUGUUUUCCGCUGAUCCUCAUUAGCAGAGGUUUUGCUCUUGCACACUUCAUUGUCCUAGUGACUUCUUAUAGGCCAGUCACUGGUGGGUAAAGGCCAGAGGGACACUGAGGACUCAUCAGGAGGGCUCAGCCUCUUCUCAGAGAGGAAGCCAAGGUGGCCAGAUUACAAUCUGUUUUUUCUGGUAAAUGUCCUGGGUAGGAAAUGUUAUUUGUGAGUUUGAAAUAUCCACCAAGGGCAGAGGGUGCCCCGAAGACAAACAGGAAUCAAGCGGUCAUUUCCUUGGCCCUGAGUGUUGUUCUGCCUCUGUGAUGUCACAGUUGGCCUCCCCUACAACCUAGUCCAGCCUAGCACAGUACAUGACAGUGGUCACUGGGUUUCUCUCUGGGUAGGAUAGCACCUGCACAUCAGGGAAAACAGACGAAGCUCUCACAAGGGCAAUAUCAUCCUUUGGAAUUUGUUCACUUUUAGUUACAUACUGGUCAGGAGCUUUUAAGUGAAUAUGACCAUUUUCCCAGUGAGCAGUGGCAUAAACAUUGAGGACUCUCUUAAAUCAAAAGAUGCAUGAAUGGAUGGAAUCUUUGCUGGGAUAAUAUGCAAACCAGGUAAUAUGUGCUUGACCUGGAUCUCCCAACAGCUGUUUAGUGAAAAAAUAAGUGGUGCUGAAGGAACUAAACUAGACGAUGAAUUUCUUGACAUGGAAAGGAAAAUAGAUGUUACCAAUAAAGCUGUUGCAGAAAUUCUUUCAAAAACCACUGAAUAUCUUCAGCCAAAUCCAGCAUACAGAGCUAAGCUAGGAAUGCUGAACACUGUGUCGAAGAUCCGAGGGCAGGUGAAGACCACGGGAUACCCGCAGACAGAAGGCUUGCUGGGGGACUGUAUGCUGAAAUAUGGGAAGGAGCUCGGGGAAGACUCCACCUUUGGCAAUGCAUUGAUAGAAGUUGGUGAAUCCAUGAAGCUAAUGGCUGAGGUGAAAGACUCUCUUGAUAUUAAUGUAAAGCAAACUUUUAUUGAUCCACUUCAGUUACUACAAGAUAAAGAUUUAAAAGAGAUUGGGCACCACCUGAAAAAGCUGGAAGGCCGCCGCCUGGAUUACGAUUAUAAAAAGAAAAGAGUAGGUAAGAUACCGGACGAAGAAGUCAGACAAGCGGUAGAAAAAUUUGAAGAGUCAAAGGAGUUGGCUGAAAGAAGCAUGUUUAAUUUUUUAGAAAAUGAUGUAGAACAAGUCAGCCAGUUGGCCGUGUUCAUAGAGGCUGCAUUAGACUAUCACAAACAGUCCACAGAGAUUCUGCAGGAGCUGCAGAGCAAGCUACAGAUGCGAAUAUCAGCUGCAUCCAGUGUCCCCAGACGAGAAUACAAGCCAAGGCCCGUGAAAAGGAGUUCUAGUGAGGUCAAUGGUGUCUCCACCACCUCUGUCGCAAAGACGACAGGUUCUAACGUUCCCAUGGACCAGCCUUGCUGUCGUGGUCUCUAUGACUUUGAGCCAGAAAACCAAGGAGAAUUAGGAUUUAAAGAAGGGGACAUCAUUACGUUAACCAAUCAAAUAGAUGAAAACUGGUAUGAAGGAAUGAUACACGGGGAAUCCGGAUUCUUCCCCAUUAAUUAUGUUGAAGUGAUCGUGCCUUUACCUCAGUAAUUGUGUAACACAAACUGGACAUAACUUUCGUAACUGAAAUGAAUUCACACCAAUGUGCUCUCAGUGUGGUGUUCUGUGACAUCCUUUGCUCGCUGACCAACUUAAUGACUUUUUUACUUGUGUUCUCUUUAUAAUGUAUUUUGUAUCAAUUUAAUUUGUAUAAAUGAUUUUCUUGUCCUUGGUACAUGAAAAUAUUUUCUUUUUUGCUUCUUGUCCUAAAAGUCAUUGGUUAAACGUAUGUGCUUCCUGUUGCUAAAAAUAAGUCUCACCCAUUGCAGUUAUGUCAGAAAAUGGCCUAUAUUUCUCAACUGCAAUGAAAUGAACAUUUGAAACUAAGAAAUGCUAAAUAUUUUGUUUCUUGACAUUCCUGAUGAUGUCUGGUCUUUUCUCUUCUUUGUAUUUUCAGCUUACCUGUGAAUAGCCCAAUAAACAUGACACACUGUGUUGGCAGAAGGCCUUGGUUAUUUUUAA
Molecule: messenger RNA, 2256 nt
Organism: Sapajus apella (tufted capuchin)
Lineage: Eukaryota; Metazoa; Chordata; Mammalia; Primates; Cebidae
Gene: SH3GL3
Product: SH3 domain containing GRB2 like 3, endophilin A3
Exons: 9
Coding region: 718-1785 (355 amino acids)
Biological process (GO): endocytosis; synaptic vesicle uncoating
Cellular component (GO): glutamatergic synapse; cytoplasm; presynapse
Molecular function (GO): protein binding
Source: RefSeq, a predicted model, not a curated record